AUGUCGCUUCUACACACUCCGCUGCUUGCGAAGGCUUUGGAAGCCCAUCAAAAGAAACAAGAAAACGAAGAAAAAGAACUGGUAGUAGACAAUCAAAGUAGUGAAUUUGACAGUGAUGAUAACGAUGAAGAAAAUGAAAGUGAUCCAUUAAGUUUACUGGUUUACAAGCGGGGGCAAGUGAAAGCGAAAUUGACCCGCAUUCGAAGUGCACUGCGUGGGGAUCGUAGCCACCUGACGCUACCACGUUUACAGGUGAUGCAACAAAGUUUACAGACGUAUUACGACGAGUAUUCAAGGUACCACAACGAGAUUCUCGAUAACGUAAACAAAAAAGGUAGGAAAGCGCAAGAAAUUAAAUAUCAGGAGUUUGAGGAUCUCUUCAUGGAGACAUUAGUAACCAUUCAAACACUUGAGAGCUCUUUGUGCACUCCUCGAUCACUUGUACCGUCAACCUCGUUCGUCGGUAGUUCUGAUCGAGUAAUUAUACAACAGCAAUGCUUGAAGGCUCCUCUUCCUGUUUUCGACGGUCGUUACGAAAAUUGGCCCAAAUUCAAGUCCAUGUUCUUGGACCUUAUGAAACAUUCCACCGAUUCAGAUGCAAUGAAACUGUAUCAUUUAGAAAAAUCGCUUGUUGGAUCUGCUGUUGGUGUAAUAGACAUCAAAACCAUCAACGAUAACAAUUACCAGAGAGCGUGGAAAUUACUCGAAGACCGGUUUGAGAAUAAGAGAAGCAUCAUCGACACGCAUAUUCGAGGACUCUUCAAACUUAAGAAAAUGACAAAGGAGUCCCACAUUGAGAUGCGUGAGUUGAUCGAGGAGUGCACUCGACAUGUAGACAAUCUCGAGUUUAUGGAGCAAAAGUUGGAAGGCGUUUCAGAGUUGAUGGUUGUUACACAACUUUCAGAAGCAUUGGAUGCAGAUUCUAGAAAGCUUUGGGUAGCCACAUUGGAAUACGGCGAGCUUCCUACGUAUAAGAAUACCAUUGAGUUCCUUAAAAAGCGAUGCCAGAUUCUCGAAAGGUGCGAAUCAUCCGACACACCAGCUCCAUCGCAACAAAAAUCCAAAUCUGCCAUCAAACCAGUGUUUGGGAAAAGCUUAGCAAAGGUGCAUGCAGCAACAACCCAGCCAGACAACGAUAGUUUUUCGUGCCACCUUUGUAAUAAAAUGCAUCCAACCUUUAAAUGCGAAGAAUUUCGAGCAUUGAAUAUAUCUGACCGUCUUAAGAAGGUGAAGGAGUUAAGGGUUUGUUUUAAUUGCCUUCACAAAGGUCACCGAAUCGCAGAGUGCAAAUCCAAGAAGAAUUGCAUGAUUUGCAAGUCAAGGCAUAACACAUUGCUUCAUCAUGAAGAUAAGUCUGAUCAGCAGCAAAGCAAUGGUGCGAGAAGGCAGAAAGAAGAGGUUUCUGAAGAGAAAAGGUCUUCAGAGUCUCAACCAUCGAGGACGUUGCCUGUUCCAAAUGAACCCAUAUCAAAGGAGUCAACUAUUUGUUCAUGGAGCACUCCUCAGACCCAAGUCCUAUUAAUGACUGCAGUAGUACUUGUGGUCGAUAGAAACCAGAAGACACAUCAGUGUCGUGCAUUCAUCGAUCCUGGAUCUAUGUCACACAUGGUGUCGAAAAGGUUAGCGAAGUUAUUGGACCUUCCUACAACUCCAAGCUUUGUUACUGUUACCGGAAUUAAUGGGAUAAGAUCAACAGCGGAUAAACGCAUGUUUAUAGAAAUCCAAUCUAGAACAACCGACUUCAGUGCCACACUAAACUGUCUAGUGCUUCCGAAGGUGACGAGUCCACUUCCACUGUCUGAUAUCAACACGUCUUCUUGGAGAAUACCUUCUAGUUUGGAACUGGCGGAUCCACAGUUCAAUCGCGUAGAUGAAGUCGAUUUGCUCAUUGGUUGCGGUUUAUUCUGGCAGCUUCUUAUACCAGGAAAUUUGAAACUUGCAGAUGAGCUACCGGAACUACAUAACACAAAGUUGGGUUGGAUAGUAACUGGUGAAUACAACCUAAAGGGAAAUGACGCAUCAGAUGUAAUUGUUCAUUCAAAUGCAGCAGUCGUUUUAAAUCUUGAUAUGCUGGUUCGAAAUUUUUGGGAAAUCGAGGAGGUCACUGAUCAAAAAUCUGUCACAGAUGAGGAGGAGUUUUGUGAGGAACAUUUCCGGACUACCCAUGUACGAGACGAUAGUGGCCGGUUCAUUGUAUCACUUCCGUUCAAGGAAAACAUCAAUGAAUUGGGAAAUUCGAAGGCCAUAGCUGUAAAACGAUUUUUCAUGUUGGAGAAACGCUUGAGUCGUCAUCAGGAUGUCAGGAAACAGUAUGUAGAAUUUAUGGACGAGUAUUUGAGACUGGGACAUUGCAGGGAAGUCGACGAAUCCAAGGAUACACCGAAUCAACAAAAUUAUUAUUUACCGCAUCAUGCUGUUUUAAAACCAACGAGCUCCAGCACAAAACUAAGAGUGGCCUUUGAUGGUUCUCUCACCACAAGCCAACUCUCUCACACGGUUUCGCCUCUUGGCCGCCAUACGGACCCACCAUGCAUACAAUAG
This is a messenger RNA of Topomyia yanbarensis, 2541 nucleotides long. RefSeq lists its product as uncharacterized. The coding region runs from base 1 to 2541 and encodes 846 amino acids. NCBI's taxonomy places the organism in Eukaryota, Metazoa, Arthropoda, Insecta, Diptera, Culicidae. The transcript has a single exon. The record is from RefSeq and is a predicted model, not a curated record.